Messenger RNA from Dentiscutata heterogama, 147 nucleotides. The record is from the annotation of a GenBank genome assembly. Lineage: Eukaryota; Fungi; Glomeromycota; Glomeromycetes; Diversisporales; Gigasporaceae.
AAUGAAUUACAAGAGCAUUUAGCAGACAUUCAGACACUGGUUUUAUCUGAUGAUGAAAAUAAAUAUGAUGAUGAGCCAGUAAUCAACUUUAAGCAAAACUUAUACAAACAAGCCUUAAACUUAGCUAAAUAUGAAGAUAACUCAUAG